AUGGUCCGCAUUCUGUGUCUUCACGGCCAUGGAACCUCAAGCCAGAUAUUUGAAACCCAGCUUGCUACUCUGUGCAAAAGCCUCCCGGAACAUUACGAGUAUGUAUAUGCGGAUGGGGAAAUUGAAUGUGACAGGGCACCAGGUAAGAGUAGAUAUUACAACGCUUACGUUCCUGACAUUGAUAGUCGCAAAAUAGCCAUUCCGCAGACAAUCCCAGGCCCAUUCCUAUGCUACUUCAACGGCUGCUCGUGCGGUGAGCUACAGGAAGCGCACGAUCUCCUAGACGCAAUAAUCGACGAGGAAGGGCCCUUCGAUGGCGUCUUUGCCUUUUCACAGGGCGCAGCUCUGACAAUGUCUUAUCUUUUGGAAUUGGAACGUCAAAAUCCUCGUUCAGAUCCACCAUUUAAAUUUGCUGUUCUCUUCUCGCCAACGGUUGCUUUGUGUCCAGACCCUGGUUACUGUUCUGAAGAGAUGGAAAGCCUCAACAAACUCGAUUACGACUACUUAACUUCAGUUUUGAAACAAGCAGUAGAGGAGCAAGACGCAGCAGUUACUGUCAGCCAUCAAAACAAACACUCGGACUAUUUAACUCCGGAUCUGUGGCAACAUCAGAAACCUGACUUUGAAUUGCGAAAGCGGAUUCUUGUUUCAAGUAUUGGUGGCAUUAUUCGAGCUGGCUUGAAGACGAGUUUCUUAAGCGCUUCGUCGUUACAGGGAUAUAUUGCGUUACAUGACAAUAGAGUUAUCCCACGAGUCUUUCAUCCGGCUCUGAUGAGCGAGCGUAUCCGUAUUCCGGUAGUGCAGGCGACGGGAUUGAAAGACGACAAGGACUUGCAAGCUCAAUUCAAGAUUAUGCCUUUGCUCUGUAAGGAGUCCAUGACUCGCAGAGUUUUACAUAAUGGGGGACACGACCUGCCACGAGCCCCUGGUGAUAUCAGGGAAAUUGUCAAAGCCAUCGAAUGGGUUAUUGCAGAGGGUGAUAUGCCAACUUUUUGA
Messenger RNA from Talaromyces atroroseus, 996 nucleotides. RefSeq lists its product as hypothetical. Bases 1 to 996 code for a protein of 331 amino acids. Lineage: Eukaryota; Fungi; Ascomycota; Eurotiomycetes; Eurotiales; Trichocomaceae. The record is from RefSeq and is a predicted model, not a curated record. The transcript has a single exon. Gene Ontology annotation, cellular component: nucleus; cytoplasm.